AUGGCAGCCAACACCGCCGCGACGGCGCCCACCCAGUUCUCCAAGCUUCUGCGUCAAGCGCGCAUUUCAAGCUUCGACCCUGCCGUGCCCCAAGUCUACACCGCUCCGCCCGCCUACGCCGCCCGAGGCGAAUGGGGCAUGAAGCGCCCGCUCCCCUCCUCUUCCGCUUCGAUCUUCGGCUCCUCCUCCGGUUCCGCCGCUUAUCCUGGCGCACUGCGCUACGUCGAAGUCUCGCAUCUCGACACCGCCGAGGGACAAACCGCCUGGAAAGAGCGUGAAAAGGAGACGUUGUUCGUCAAGCGAUGGGCCGAAGCGGAUGCGAAGCUUCAUGUGGCAAAGCCCGAGUCUGGUGGCCAUACCUACACUGAUCCUGGAAGUUACGGCCCUCGACCCGCGACCAGUUUCCUCAAGUCGACCGAGCGCUAUUUCCCAUCAGACAUCCCGGGGCCGAUCGAACUGACACCGGAAGAGGAAGCACGCGAAGACGCCAAGGAGCGAGAAGCACGACUGUACAACAACCGAUGGCGAAGCAUCAUGAAACACCAUGCUGCACGUGGUGCCGCCGACCCCGCCUACAAGGGUCUCGACUUCAUGGGCGAACAAUCCACCUCUCGGGCAUUCGGCUUUGACGCCGACAAGUUCACCACCCGUGCUCGCAUGAUGACCAACUACAACGCGCUCUCGGAGCAGGAGUUCGAAAAGUUUGUCGAAAAAAUCCGAUCCGAGAGGGGGACGUGGAAGAAGUUGUUCAGCAGCAAGGAAAAGGGUCGCUUGCUCGGGCUGAUCCGCAAGCGACAGGAAAAGGAGUACGACGCAGCGGUGCGUGCGCAGGAAGACGCCGAGAGGCGCGGGGCGACAAAAGAGCCUCUGCCCGAGAUCAACCCAGAAGCGGAACUGGACAAAAUGUCGCUCGCCGAGAUCGACAUGCUCGAGCAGUCGCGCGACGUCGACGCUACACGCGACGCCUUCCGCAUGCUCGAAGACAAGACGCUGCGUCAAUCGUCCAAGCCCGAAUCCGAGGCGCUACCGGGCCUGUCGCAGCCGACCACCAUCCACCCGCACGCUGGCUUGCAGUACUCGCAACCGGACCCGAUCUACACUAGCAUGCUCGCCGAGCCCGUCCCAGGCCGCGUGGUGCACGAAGUCUCCUCGCGCAGCGACCGUGAUCUUCGCAAGUAUACAAAGAUCGCUGACGGCCGCUCGGUGCUCGUCGGCGGACACGUGAGCUACCUCCACGCACCCCUGCGUGCCCAGGCACCACCGACGAUCGACUGGAGUCGCCAGGAGCCCAAGCGGGGCACAGCGCUCUUCCGCAUCGUCGACGCCUACCGCACGUCCAGCUUGACGCUGGGCAGUGGUAUGCACAAGGACAUGCUCGCGCCGCGCAACGAUCUCGGCUACUUGCGCUCCAACGUGGAACUCGUCAAGCAGGACGCGCAGGGCCAGCCGGUCAACAGGGUCGCCCCCAUCGGAAGCGCGCAGUACGUUGGGCAGACGGUGCAGGACCCUAACAAGCCCGUCCGCCGUGCGCUGGGCGGCGCACCCUUGCCUGCUGGUGGUGACAGGUCCCGUGGUCUUUCUGCGUUCAACGGCCUGUACACCGGUGCAGAGCGACGCAAGAACGACAACCAGAAACAGCGUCGUCUCGGUCGCCCUCUACAGCAGAACGGUGCCAAGCAGUCAACGAACGGCAGCGACCGUGCAGCUGCCAAAGACUCGACAAAGAAGAUGUUCGACAAUCUUGAUUCGCUCGUCAACCAGUCGAACAACUAG
Sporisorium graminicola is the source of this 1773-nucleotide messenger RNA. RefSeq lists its product as uncharacterized. The record is from RefSeq and is a predicted model, not a curated record. The transcript has a single exon. NCBI's taxonomy places the organism in Eukaryota, Fungi, Basidiomycota, Ustilaginomycetes, Ustilaginales, Ustilaginaceae. Bases 1 to 1773 code for a protein of 590 amino acids.